GCGAAGGCCGAGACCCAAGAACCUGGCUGCACGAGCAAUUCUAAGAGUCCCCGCCAGAUCCCGGUGGUUGAGAUGGUGACGGACGACGAGGAGGCGCCGGGUGUUUUCAAGGCUCUGGAUCUUAAUCAUAUCAUCAAACUUCUUGAAAAGACUGGCAAAGAUUUGGAAGAAAAACAACUUAAAUCUGUCAAGAAACUGGUGCAGUAUUAUCAGAAUGGACUUCCUUUAAGGGAUUUAGCACAGAUAUUUAAAAUUCUGAAUCUGUGUGCAGGAAAAAUUAAAAACCGGCCUCAUUUUUUAGAAUCUGCAUAUGAUAUCAUAAAAUUCUUGCCAUUUCUGAAAAAGAAAGUAUCGGAUGAAAUAACUUAUGCUGAAGAUACUGCUAAUUCAAUUGCUCUUUUGGGUGACUUAAUGAAAAUACCAAGUUCUGAAUUGAGGAUACAAAUUUGUAAGUGUAUUGUUGACUUUUAUCAUGCAGAACCACCAAAGAAGCAUAUUCCAGGUUACCAGCAAGCUAGUUCAUCAUACAAGAUUCAAAUGGCUGAAGUUGGAGGACUGGCAAAAACAAUGGUCCAGUCAAUGACCUUGCUUGAAAAUCAACUUGUUGAGAAACUUUGGGUACUUAAAGUUCUACAGCAUCUCUCGACUUCUGAAGUUAAUUGUACUUUAAUGAUGAAAGCACAAGCAGCCAGUGGAAUCUGUGUUCACCUCAAUGACCCAGAUCCUUCAGGACAGCUUCUGUUUCGUUCAUCAGAAAUACUUUGGAACUUAUUGGAAAAAUCUUCAAAAGAAGAAAUUGUUCAACAGCUUAGUAACUUGGAAUGUUUGUUGACUUUGAAGGAAGUAUUUAAAAACCUGUUUGUGAGAGGUUUUAGUCAUUAUGAUCAUCAGCUUAGAAAUGAUAUAUUAGUGAUCACUACAGUUAUAGCUCAAAAUCAUAGUGCACCAAUGAUUGAAUGUGGCUUUACCAAGGAUUUGAUACUAUUUGCAACCUUUAGUGAAGUUAAAAGUCUAAAUCCUUUGGUAAAAGGACUUAAGCUUUCUAAUUCCCAUGAAGAUUUUGAGUUGAAGAAAUUGCUAUUCAAUAUAAUUGUGAUCUUAUGUAAAGAUUUACCUACCAUACAGCUAUUAAUAGAAGGCAAAGUUGUUCUGGCUUUGUUUACCUAUGUUAAAAAACCUGAGAGACACAAAAUAAUGGAAUGGUCUCCAGCACAGCAUGAAGAAUUACAGUUGCAUGCAAUUGCCACUUUGUCAUCAGUGGCUCCUUUAUUAACAGGAGAAUAUAUGUCACAUGAGGGAAAUGCUCGAGUCCUUGCUUUUCUGGAAUGGUGUGAGAGUGAGGAGCCCUUCCUUAGUCAUGGUAACAGUUUUCAUGGUACAGGUGGUCGCGGCAACAAGUUUGCCCAGAUGCGUUACAGUUUAAGACUCCUGAGAGCCAUGGUCUUCCUUGAAGAUGAGACUGUGAACACAGACCUUUGUGAAAAGGGAGCAAUUCAGCAAAUAAUAGGAAUCUUUAAAAAUAUAAUGAGCAGGCCUAAUGAAAAAGAAGAGGCCAUUGUUUUGGAAAUCCAGUCUGAUAUAUUACUUAUCUUAUCCGGUCUUUGUGAGCAUCAUAUUCAAAGGAAGGAAAUUUUUGGAACUGAAGGAAUAGAUAUAAUUCUUCAUGUAAUGAAAACAGACCCUAAGAAGUUACAGAGUGGCUUAGGCUAUAAUGUACUUCUUUUUAGUACAUUGGACAGCAUUUGGUGA
Messenger RNA from Carlito syrichta (Philippine tarsier), 1749 nucleotides. RefSeq names its product cilia and flagella associated protein 69 (gene CFAP69). Gene Ontology annotation, biological process: response to odorant; olfactory behavior; positive regulation of flagellated sperm motility. The record is from RefSeq and is a predicted model, not a curated record. The transcript is spliced from 15 exons. NCBI's taxonomy places the organism in Eukaryota, Metazoa, Chordata, Mammalia, Primates, Tarsiidae. Bases 73 to 1749 code for a protein of 558 amino acids. Gene Ontology annotation, cellular component: non-motile cilium; sperm midpiece.